Messenger RNA from Ectocarpus sp. CCAP 1310/34, 1547 nucleotides. Lineage: Eukaryota; Phaeophyceae; Ectocarpales; Ectocarpaceae. The record is from the annotation of a GenBank genome assembly.
AUGGAGUCGACACCCGACCCUGGCGACCGCCCUUCUGGCGACCGCUCUUCUGGUGCUGCUGGUGCUGGUGCUGGUGCUGGUGCUGGUGCUGGUGCUGGUGCUGGUGCUGGUGCUGCUGCUGCUGCUGGUGCUGGUGCUGCUGGUGCUGGUGGUUCUGCUGCCGCUGGUGCUGCAGCAGCAGCGGCGCAACCUGCAGCCCUGCUGAACACGGUGCGCAGCGUCAAACGCACCGUCAUCAACGUAGCAGAGACCGUGGCAAACGGGACUUUGUCGGGAGUUUGGACGUAUUUCCAGAAGCUUGACCGGCCGGUGAGCGGCGGGAAGAACACGCGAUGCAUCGUUCCCGAUGAAAAUGGGAAGCGAGCAAGGGUGGCCACGACCGCGUACGAGAGGCGUCAGGCGCGGAAGGUCCAGGAGGCAGCAGCUGCGCGGACGAGCGCGCGUAGAGACCAGCCGUCUGUAACGGACCGCGUGCAGAAGGAGGUGGAUGAAUACACCAAGCUGCCUGCCGCCGUCCCCGCGAAGGACUACGACGUCCUCGGUUUCUGGAGGGAUGCCGGCAGCCCGCGUCUUGACCCCCACGGCAACGUUGUUUCUGCCGCACAAUUCCCCAUCUUGUCCAUGCUUGCUCGCGUGUACCUUUGCAUUGACAGCACUAGUUGCCAAUCAGAGAGGGAGUUUUCGGGGCUAGGAUUCGUGUACAACAAUCUUCGGCAAGCGAUGGUGCCCGACCGGGUCGAGAUGGUGAUGUUCCUUAGGUCUAACCCCCAUCUUAUUCCCGAGAUCAAUAAGUUGGACAACGGGUUGGGGAAGCUGCUUGCAGCGCAGGCUGUUGGGAAGGCUAAAGCUGCAUCUGUCCAAGCCGCGAAUGCGGGAGAGCAAGUGGUUGUCGAUGUCGACUCUGAGUGAACUAGAGGCGUGUUGUAUUUGGAUGGAUACACGAGACGCCUGGCAAGUUUCAACAAGAGGCAAGUGAGAUUUCAUGUGCUGUUGUACGUGUUGCAGGAACGUAUGAACGAGUCGAGGAGGUAUCGAUGUGAAUGGUUCCUCUCUAAAUAAUAAAUUAAGUGAAUGAUUGACAGCUUUUUUUGUCUUUUUGGGCUGUCCUAGUCGCGAGGACGCAUACAGUGUCACCCGCGGCCUCCAACCACAGCACACAGUACGGAACAAUCGGUCUUCGGUGCACGAAACCCAACGGUUUUCACGAAAUUGCAGGUGCUCCGUCGAUUGUGUACGGAUAUCCGUGCGGUUUCGACGUUUUUUUCCGACGGAAAACCGUGCUCAAAGCCACGGUUUCGCGCGGUUUUUGCUACGGAGUAAAGGAACCGCUCCGUACAAAAAACCGCACUACGGAUAAACCGCUCCGCUCCGCUCCGUGGCAUGAAAAAAAAAACCGCUCCGCUCCGUGAGGCUUUUGGCUUCGGAUAAACCGCUCCGCACCGCUCCGUGAUAGUUUCAAAUGAAAAAAACCGCUCCGCUCCGCUCCGUGGAACUUCAAAGAAAAAAAAAACCGCUCCGCGGAGCGGUUCUACUCCGUGUACAACCCU